Molecule: messenger RNA, 3090 nt
Organism: Brienomyrus brachyistius
Lineage: Eukaryota; Metazoa; Chordata; Actinopteri; Osteoglossiformes; Mormyridae
Gene: csgalnact2
Product: chondroitin sulfate N-acetylgalactosaminyltransferase 2
Exons: 8
Coding region: 269-1885 (538 amino acids)
Cellular component (GO): Golgi cisterna membrane
Molecular function (GO): glucuronosyl-N-acetylgalactosaminyl-proteoglycan 4-beta-N-acetylgalactosaminyltransferase activity
Source: RefSeq, a predicted model, not a curated record
CAGUUCCAUUUAAGAAUGGCAGAGAGCCGGAAAUGACGUCUCCCACCUGGCUCGCGCAUUAUGCGGUGCUCGACCCCGGCUCCAGCUCUCCACGUAGUUUCCAUUACCGGCGCCGUGUCGGGGUUGAAAAGCAAGCCGCUGCCGUCCCCCAGGAAGCCUGUUCAGAAUGAGCAGUUCCUGGACCAUCUCUGCAUUCUCUAUCCAGUGUUGAUGCUGCUUUCCUCGGCUUACGAGGAUGGCGAUCUCCAUCCCCUGAGAGCCAUCCGUGAUGCCCAGACGGGGGCCACUCCUGCAGGCCCGGGCCCGCUGGCUGCUACUGGGUCUCCUGCUAGUGCUGCUCCUCACACUCUUCCUCUACCUGCUGGAAUGCAGUCCCGCCGGUGACGCCGGUGCCUCCCUGCCCGGCUUUGCAGGCGAUCUAUAUAGCCGUGAGCACUUCCAGACGCUGCUACAGGAGCAAGAGGAGCGACACCUCAGCCGUGUGUCCAGCCUGAAGCGUCAGAUCGCCCAGCUAAAGCAGGAACUUCAGGAGAUGGGUGACAAGCUGAAGGCCUUGCAGGAGAAGGAUCCUGGAGGCCGGGCCCAUGUGGAGACACAAGACCAGGAGCCCAGUGACCUGCUGGAAUUCCUCCAUGGGCAGAUUGAGAAGGCAGAGGUGAACACUGGAGCCCGCCUCCCCAGCGAGUAUGCUUUGGUGGCCUUUGAGAGCUUUACCACCACCAAGGUCUACCAGUUGGAGAUGGGUCUGACUCGACACCCCGAGGAGAAACCCGUCCGUAAGGAUCGCAGGGACGAGCUUGCGGAGGUCAUCGAAGCUGGCCUGGAUGUCAUCAACAACCCGGAAGAGGAUGACGGUCCAGAGGACGAAGAUGUACCCGUGCAAAGGCAAAUGUACAGUGAGAGUGAUUUUGUGGAAGGUCUGUACAGGACAGAGAGAGACAAAGGGUCUCUGUAUGAGCUCUUCUACAGCAAGGAGGGCACCAGCAGCUUCCGCCACGUAACCUUGUUUCGGCCGUUUGGGCCACUGAUGAAGGUGCGCAGCACGGCUGUGGACCUCAGCAAUACCGCCAUCAACAUCAUUGUGCCACUCUCAGGCCGCACCGAGGCAUUCUCGCAGUUUCUUCAUAACUUCAGGGAGGUCUGCAUACAGCGUGACAAGCGGGUGCAUCUCACUGUCGUCUAUUUUGGACAGAAAGGUCUUCAGGAGGUGAGAUCCUCCUUGGAGAAAAUGUCCAGGCUGGAGAGCUUCUCCAACUACACCCUGAUCCCUGUGGAUGAGGAAUUUUCACGGGGGCGUGGUUUAAAUAUAGGGGCCCACGCAUGGGGGAACAGUGACGUGCUGAUGUUCUUUUGUGAUGUUGACAUUUACUUCAGCCCCGAGUUCCUCAACACAUGUCGGCUUAAUACGUCUCCAGGCAGAAGAGUUUUUUAUCCAGUGGUCUUCAGCCUGUACAAUCCUGCCAUCGUUUAUGGGAACCUGGAGCUAUCUCCCAGCAUUGAACAUCAGCUUGUUCAUAAAAAGGAUGCUGGUUUCUGGAGAGACUUUGGAUUUGGGAUGACCUGCCAGUAUCGUUCAGAUUUUCUCAGCAUCGGAGGCUUUGAUCUUGAAGUGAAAGGCUGGGGCGUGGAGGAUGUCCACCUGUACAGAAAAUACCUGCGAAGCGAGUUUGUCGUUGUGCGGACGCCCGUCUCUGGCCUCUUCCACCUGUGGCACGAGAAGCUUUGUGCAGAUGAGCUAACCCCAGAACAGUACCGCAUGUGCAUCCAGUCCAAGGCCAUGAAUGAGGCUUCACACUCUCACUUAGGCAUGCUGGUGUUCCGGGACGAGAUUGAACAGCACCUUCGCAAGCAGGCCUACAAGGUCCAGAGCAAGUCUGAUGAGUAGGCAAGACCUAAUGAGUAGGCAGGGUUUGAAGAUCACACGGAGCAAAAAGAACCGAAGUUCACUGCUGAGGCAGGAAAGGAAGAGAAUGAACAAGGCUGGCUUGUUCUUGAAAUGAUGCACAAUACUGUCUUUGUCUUCCACAAAUCAGUUUGAAAUGAAGUCCUUUUCUAACAUUAUUAUAUUGAUCUAUCUAAUGAAGGAAAGGCAGUUUGAGUAAAAUGAGCAUUUGUCUCUUUUACAGGCUGAUGUCCUGUUUCUGCUGUGUAUCCUAAAAAAAUAACAUUCAGAAGCUGAGUGUUUGAGUGGCGCUGCAAAAACAAUUCCUAAGGCACCUCAAUUUUACAAAUUUUUCCCAGAAGUAUUCUUAAGUAUGAAGAUAUGUGUGAUACAUGGCAAAGUCAUAAGGAAUAAACCAGGAGCAGCUGAGCUGAGGUGCAUGCGUGUCACAUUGCUCUAAUGGCCUCUCCUUAGACCUUCCUGCUGCUGUACUCCCCUCCGCUUGGGUGUUAUACUGCAGGAGAGAUGGUAGUAUAAGGAUGGCAGUCAUCUGAUAUUGUCCUGCUGAAAUAGCACUAAAAGGCACCUUGUAGUCAACUGGAUAAUGGAUGCAAAGUGUGCUUUUUUUAACUGUCAUUCAGAAACAUUUUGCUUUGGUUACAUUUGUGUUGUCCAUAAGUCCAUUUUGGCUGAAAUAUGGAGGUGAUGUCAGCUCUCAGCACAGAAACACCCCAGUGGCCUGUAAAUGGUUGAUGGAUUUUCAUGUUUUUCAGGGAUUUAAUUUAUCACAGGUAUAUAUGCCUGUGAUUUGAGAGGAUAACAUAGGAUUUACCGUAGGCAAUGAUCAGACUAUGUCAGGAAGUAUCUGAAACCUCACAGUAUUUGACAGCAUCUAACAACCCUGACGAGGCCUUUCUCCCAUUGGAAUUUAUGCAUAAAGUUGUUAAUUUUCUAAUAUCAGCCUGAUUUCACUUCUGUGCUUCUUUACUUCUAAUGGAUUGUUUUUGUCCUAACUUGAAUAACUGGCAUUGAGCUUCCUUACAGAUUUGUUGCUGUUGUGUGUUUUAUUCAUGGGGACCUUUUAAAGUGUUUUAACUGCAGCAGUGGUCUGGGUGGAGCUCUGCUUUUAUCUUCUCUCUAACUGUUCUGGAUUGUCUUAUGCUUCAAGAAGUUAAAGAAAGUAAUUAAACCCAGUUUUUAUGGAAGCA